Morone saxatilis (striped sea-bass) is the source of this 3043-nucleotide messenger RNA. RefSeq lists its product as uncharacterized. The record is from RefSeq and is a predicted model, not a curated record. The transcript has 5 exons. NCBI's taxonomy places the organism in Eukaryota, Metazoa, Chordata, Actinopteri, Moronidae. Gene Ontology annotation, molecular function: calcium ion binding. Bases 2150 to 2746 code for a protein of 198 amino acids.
UACAUUGUCAUGCAUACUUUUAUUAAGGGAUUAUGCUAUGCAGAGCUAUUAUUCCAUAAAUUCUAAAUUUGAAUGUAUGUUUCUUUCUCUCAACAUUGAAAUUCUGACUUCCAUAUCAUGUAUUACUCAAGAAACCCCACAAGGUAUGAGACAUAAGGCCGACUUUGCAUUAUGACAUUUGGGUGAGAUCUUGAAUGAGUCACUGAGUUGUAUGGAUCCCUUUGUGAUUUACCUCAUGUAGAGUUUUGUUUCCCCUCAAUGCUUACAAGCGCAUAUCUUGGGUUUUACUAACAGCAUUGAUAGCUAUGGUGACGUUAGUGAUCCACUGCCAGAUGGCAUUGUGGGUCAAUAUAAAGUGAAAUUUAGGAUUACCAAAGUAUGUCAGAUUAUUGUCAUGCAGUGAUUUUUAAAAAGACUGGCAGUUUAAGCUUUUGCAGAUUCCAAAUAAUACUGAAUGUUAUGUUUUUACACACGUGUUCAGUUUAAGAGAAUUAUUGUAUUGACUUAUUUAAAAAAAAAAAAGAUUCAUCACGUGCCCUUUUUUAUAUUAUGAAAAUUUGAAAACGUUCUGAAAUCCAGCUAUAUUGGGACACUGAGUUUGUUGUUAUUGUUCACUGUUGUGUUACAUUUAUCAAAUCUUUUACCUGAAUAAUUUUGAGUUAUGUACAUUGCUGGAGUCUCAUAGGGAAUGAAAUGAAAAGAGUGAAAGUCAGUAUAUGUUAACUUAAUUUGUAUGAAUACGUUUUGUCAAAAGUGUUUGGACUGUGUAUCUGUAUCUUACCCUCAGUCAUUAGUACCUGAACCAAUCAGUCAAAACAUCGACGAUUGUGUCGCUGCCCAAAUGUACAAUAUAUGGAACUUUAGCUGUUAUGCCGUGCCAUUGUUCAUAUUGUUAUCUUGGGCCACGAUUUACUGUCCUCUCAUGAAGACUGUUAAGGAUUCUCCAAUAAGAGCUCUCGUUCUAAGGAUAGAAAAAGGUUGUCGUGAAGAAUCUUUUCUCUCUAAUGCUUGAAUUUACGAGGAGCCAGUGAAUGGAGCAGCCGAAACUCAAAAAGGACCCUCCUGCCUGUGUCCGAAGUGCCUUUGGACAUGUCUGCUCGGGCACACAAUAGACCUGUGCUGCUUAUGGAGACCGCCUCCCAACUGGCACCUCCGCAGACUGAAAGGAUGGCUAAAAUGUAUAAUUGGAUUAACUUGAUGCGACUUGGUGUACUGCGCACAUCUCGCCUGAAGUGGAAGCUUGUUUGCAGAGUUGUACAUGCUGACUGCAGCACUUACUACCUACUACUUUGUUCCCAUUCUUCUUGUUCAAUCAUUGCUCUGUUGUAGCUGUAAUUUCCCCAGAAAACAUUGCUAUCACGUAAGCUUAUUUGGUGGUUGCUUCUGUCUCCGUUUGAGCUGAAACAGUAGGUUUGUAAGCUAGGCCACAUUAUGUUUUGAUUUCAUGCCCUGCUUUGUGUCUAGUAGCAUGCCACGUUUGUAUCUUUAAUUGCUAGUUUUGAAAUCUGUAGAUUUGGGGAACUUCAGACCGGCUGGUUUUUUGUGUGUGCACUGACGCAGUCAACUGUCACUGUACAAGAGGAAGGAUCCUAACCUUUGGGCUUGUAUUGGACUGUUGGGAGCUUGUUACCACCUCCAUUGUACCACUUCCUGCCACUUUAUAAGUUCAUUCUUUGAUGAUGAUGUUUUUUUUGAGCUCCAGAGGAAGCACUUACUGUAUUUGUCUAUUGCAUUAUUGCUGCUACUAUCAGCAUGUCUGGGCCUUCUUCCCAGGUUGUCAUGUUAAUAAAUAUUAGUUUACUAAACCCUCAACAGGAACUUUGCGCAUAUUUUCACAUUUCUACGGAUCAACGGAAAAGACUAUAAGAAUACUACAUGCUCUUGCCACAUUUCACACUGUAUUUUUCUGUCCUCGAGGUAGAUUGAGAAGCCAGCAGCCUGCUUUUUGAGUAAUUACAUUUGCCGUCUACUGAACCCACUUACAACCUUCUUUUUUGCCCCCUCCCCUCCCAAGGAGAUUAGCUCUGUGUAAUUUGUUAAAUGUGAUAAGGUAGUGGUUGGUGCAAUUAAGAAAGCAUGGCAUAAGCUGGGAUUUGUUGUGUAUAUUAAGGCGGUGGUGAAUGCAGAGCUAUUGCUACUCCGUUACAGAAUGGGUCAAGCUGCUACCUUGCCUUGUAGGAGAGGGGAGUCUUAUGUUACAGACCUGUACGAAUGGUUCAGAAAGUUUAUUAAUGAAUGUCCAAGUGGGCUGAUCACUCUUCAUGAGUUUCAAAGACAUUUCUGCAAUGGAACAGUGGGCAGUGAGUCGGCUGAGUACGCAGAACAGAUAUUCCGCACACUGGACAGUAAUGAGGAUGGGGUGGUUGAUUUCAGGGAGUACGUCAUGGCCAUCAGCAUGCUUAUUGAAGGUUCAGCUGUGGAGAAGCUGCGGUGGUCUUUUAAGCUGUAUGACAAAGACAGAGAUGGAGCCAUUACAAAGGAGGAAAUGCUGGAGAUCAUGCAGGCUGUUUAUAAGAUGAGCGAAGCAGCUGCUUUAACCAAACCCAGCCCACUUACAGCUGAAGAAUGUACCAACAGGAUAUUUGUGCGAUUAGAUAAAGACAAUAACGCCGUCAUCAGUCUGGAGGAGUUCAUAGGGGGAGCGCUGGAUGAUGAUUGGAUCAGGGAGAUGCUGGAAUGUGACCCCAGCACUGUGAAGGUGGAGAGGCCCCUGAGGAGGGACACCAUUUUGGGGAGCCAUGGUUGACCUGAAGUGGGGGAAUCCUAUUCAGUGGGAGCGGGGAAAUUAACCGGUCAAUGUUUGAACUGAAAUUUCCAGGAAUCUUUGCAGCGACACAGCUUCCAUUCACUGUGAGAAAUUAUAUCACGGCCUGUUUAGUACCUUCAAGGUAGAUGCUGCUGAGCACUAAAAAAUUUACUUAUUUUUAAUAAAUAUGAAAUCGCAAUAGGAAAUUCCUUUUUCUUUUUUUUGCCUUGUUGCUUUAUUUUGUAUCGUUUUUCUUCUGUUGUUUGGAUCAGUGCUUUGUGUAAUAGUAGUAGUUAU